This is a messenger RNA of Lodderomyces beijingensis, 1893 nucleotides long. NCBI's taxonomy places the organism in Eukaryota, Fungi, Ascomycota, Pichiomycetes, Serinales, Debaryomycetaceae. The record is from the annotation of a GenBank genome assembly.
AUGAAGUUUUCAAAUAUUUUUGUUGCCGCUUCUUUUGCUGUUUCAGCUAACGCUGCUGCCAUUGCUCCUUCCUUUCUGUCUUCAACACUUCAUGUUUCCAAGAAUGAAGCUAGGUUCGCCGGUACUUUUCCUCCAGUCGAGAAUCCAGUACUCCAACAACAAAGCUCAAAGAGAGAUUUGCUUGGCAAUUUGGAAAAGAUCCCCGUGCAAUUGUUGACUGAAGCUAUUGACCUCGUUGCCAAAGGUGCAAUCACCGGCUUUGAUGAUUUGUUGAGCUACUUGGGAAUCAACGCUACAACUGCUAACAAACUUGGCUUAUCUGUUACCGAGUCUGCAUUUGAAUUGAUUGGUCUGUUGGGCGAGCUUAUUGCUACUGAAAUUGAAAAGGAUUUGGGUGAAAAGUCAAAGAGAAGUCUCGCUAGUGAAUUGGAAGGCAUUUCAGUUAAGCUCUUGACCAAAGCCAUCACUGCUUUAACCAAGGGCCUCAUCACCAAGGGUGUUGCUGGUUUUGAGCAUCUUUUGGAAAUCUUGGGAAUCAGCGAAGCCACUGCUAACAAGAUUGGUUUAAAAGUGACCCAAGACGUUCCAGAAUGGAUCAAGCUCUUGGCUAAAUUCAUUGUUGAAAAAGCUGCUGCUCAUAUUUUCAAAAGAGAUGGUGUCGCUGCCGCCGCCGCCGUCGCCGGUGUUCCCGUUCCCCAGGUGAUUAUUCCUAUUGAGUUUCUCAACAAUGCCAUUCAAGCUUUGUUGAAAGGUACAGUUGACGGAAGUGCCCAAGGUUUCAUUAACUUGUUGAACAUCUUGCACAUCAAUGCCACUGCUGCUGCUGAAUUAGGCUUGACCGAGGGCCAAUCCACCGUUGACUUGGUUAUUGAGUUGGGCCAUCUCAUCAGUGUCGAAGCCGCUGCUGGUGUCCACUACUUUGACAAAAGAGAUUUUCUUGGAGACAUUGAGCAGAUCCCAAUCCACUUGUUGACCGAAGCCAUCGAUGACAUCGUCAGCGGUGUCAUUAAGCCAACGGUUGAAGGUUACGAUGAGUUGUUGGGGUUGCUUGGUAUCAACGCCACCAUUGCAAAUGAACUUGGCAUAAUUUUGGGUGAAGAUGCCUACGACUUAGUUGCCCUGUUGGGUAAAAUCAUUGAAGAUGAAGUUGAGAAGGAAUGGAAGAACUUGACUUCCAAGAGAGACCUCGUCAGUGACUUGGUCCACAUUCCAAUCACCUUGUUGAACCAAGCUAUUGAAGGUUUGCUCAAUGGUACCAUCACCACAGCCGAUGAAUUGAUUUCAUUCUUGGACCUCUCUGUUGCUACCGCCGGCGAGUUGGGUAUAGUUGGAGGAGAGACUGUUUUGCAAUUGGUUGCUCAAAUUGCCAAGCUCAUUGCAACUGAAAUUGAACACGGUUUGGGUUCUCUUAAAAAGAGAGACCUCGUCAGUGACUUGGUCCACAUUCCAAUCACCUUGUUGAACCAAGCUAUUGAAGGUUUGCUCAAUGGUACCAUCACCACAGCCGAUGAAUUGAUUUCAUUCUUGGACCUCUCUGUUGCUACCGCCGGCGAGUUGGGUAUAGUUGGAGGAGAAACUGUUUUGCAAUUGGUUGCUCAAAUUGCCAAGCUCAUUGCAACUGAAAUUGAACACGGUUUAGGUUCUCUUAAAAAGAGAGACCUCGCUAGUGACUUGGAACUGGUUUCCAUCACGUUGUUGACCAACGCAAUUGAAGCUUUGACCAAGGGUCUUAUCACCUCGGGAGUCAAAGGAUUCGAAACCUUGUUGGGAAUUUUGGGCAUUAGUGCUGCUACUGCCAACAGACUCGGCUUGGAAGCUACUCAAACUGUUGCACAAUGGAUCAAGCAAUUGGCCCAACUUAUCAUUGAGAAAACCGCUCAAGCUCUUUUCUAA